Molecule: messenger RNA, 1228 nt
Organism: Microplitis demolitor
Lineage: Eukaryota; Metazoa; Arthropoda; Insecta; Hymenoptera; Braconidae
Gene: PI31
Product: proteasome inhibitor PI31 subunit
Exons: 5
Coding region: 239-1117 (292 amino acids)
Biological process (GO): proteasome-mediated ubiquitin-dependent protein catabolic process
Molecular function (GO): proteasome binding; endopeptidase inhibitor activity
Source: RefSeq, a predicted model, not a curated record
AUUACAUUUUAAAACUAAUCUAUAAUCAAAUACAAAAAUUUAAAUUAUUUAAUUACUCAUAAUUAUUUAAAAUUUUUAAAAAUAAUUGCAAAAAAUAAACGCGUACAUUACACCGGGUGUCCAUUUUUAAAAAGUGACUUGUGUUAUUGCGAUUUAAUAGCUGCGUAAAAAAAUAUAUUUAUUAUUUCAUUUACGUAAUUAAUAUAUAAUUAAAAGUUGUUUAUUAAUAUUAAUAAUAAUGGCCAAUACUAAUGAUUAUUUUGGUUUUGAGCUUUUAAAUAAAUUAGUGGACAAUAAAUUAAACAAAAAAGAAGAUGUUUUGAUACUAUUUGCUCAUUGGUUUUUUAUUAAAAAUGGUUUUAAAUGUAUUGGACUUGGUGAUUCUAAAACAGUUGAAGCUAAUGUUGAAGGCAACGAAUUAUUACCAGAAGAAUGGAAUCAAAAAGAUCAUUAUUCAUUGAGAUAUUUGAAAGAAGGACAAUUAUAUAUUUUGCUUGGAAGAAAGUCUGAUAACAAUUUACUGCUUAAUCUUUUGAGAGUUGAUGACAAUGGAGUAUCAAAUGUUAAAUUCCAAACAGAGACAAUAGUAAACAGCAUCCAUGGGCCAUUGGCAACAUUAAUACCGACUUAUCAAGAAGUGAUGAAUAAAAUACGCGAAGACCUUGUUGAGCCGGUGUACACUGGUACUGCAAGAGAAAUGUCAACGCAGACGACUCAAAAUGAAUCACAAGGACGACGACUGCCUAAUUCUGACAACGAUCCACUGAGGGUAGGACCACCACAUAUUCCUCAACGACCACCACGUUGGGAUCCAGCAUCAGAUCCACGGGCAGUUGGUCGUGCAGACUUGGAUCCAUUUGCUGGAGUUGGCCCGCGCGGUGGUGGCAUGAUCUUUGAUCCAUUUCAACAAGACCGUAACCUGCCCAAUCCAAGAUAUCCUCACCCUAAUCGCCCUGGUGGGUUGGGUGGUCCAGCUUUUUUACCACCUGGCGCAGUACCACCAGGUGCAAGAUUUGAUCCAUUUGGACCACCAGACAAUGACUUGCCACGUCCGUCACGCAGAAAUCCCGACCACGAUCAUCUUCCACCCCCCGGUUACGAUGACAUGUUUAUGUAAGACAAAAUUUACUGUUAAAAAAAAAUUAUUUAUAAUUUUUUAUAUCAAUACUCCACUAUAUUGUCUACUAAAAGUGUUUAAAUAAAAGGACAAAUAAAAAAAUUAAUUUUA